UUCUAAACUUUGAACUAACGUUACUUUGCCGAUGAAUCUGUGCGAUUAGCAAAGGGAAUGUGGAAAAAAAUAAUUUCGAGUCGUGGAGGAGUAAAUUGAAAAUGAAUUUUAAACGUGUAAAUCGGCCGUCGUUGGCAUCGGUCGUUUGUCCUUCUGUCCAACCUAAAACGCAAAAUGACGGAUUACAAAUUGGAGGAAUACUUGGAAGGAACUGCAAUUAAAUACAAUAUUUUUGUCGAAGUGAUCAUGUAAUGGAAGAAAACAGAGGAUGGACUCCUGUCCUACCACCAGAUUCUUCUGCAGCGGUGUGGCACAGUAAUCCAGUCAAACAGGAUGUUCCCCUCCAUGGCCCGACAGAUCAUCCUUUUAAUCCCAGGAUGCAACACUCCGAGUUGUCGGCGAGCGACGCAUCCAGCUGCACCAUCCAGAGGCAGAGGAGGGAGAUAAAGCUGCUGAUGGCGGAGCUGAAGGAGCGCGAGUGCGAGCUCAACGCCACGGCCGCCUCCCACCAGAGGUGCCUUCGCGCCUGCGAGGGCGACCGUCGCCAGCUGCUGGAGUCGGAGCAGAAGCGAUCUCGACUGGAAGAGGAGCUGCAGAAGCGCAACGAGGUGAUCCGAGCGCUGACCAAACGGGUCCAGCUGGUGGAGGCGCGGGAGAAGGAGGUCCGCAAGGAGCUGCGUGCCGCUCUGCAACGGAUUGAGGAGCUCCAGGAGAACCAGAAGCACAUGAGGCAUACAUGUCAAGACUAUGAGGAGAAGAACCACAGUCUCAACUCCAAAGUCAUGAUUCUAACCACUGAGGUGGGCUCUCUAAAGGUCAAAGAGGAAGAGCUGUGUUCAAGGCUCAAAAUCAAGGACAAAGAUGCGAGCGAGGCCUCUGGUCACGUGGUCCACCUGACAGGACGUCUGCGAGAGACGGAGGCGGCGCUGGCCGAGAGCCGCUCCCGAGAGGCCGAGCUGCUGAGAGAGGAGGAGGCCAACCGACGGCGACUGAAAGAAGCCCGGCGCGACAACGCGCGCCUCCGUGAGGAACUGCAGCAGCAGGUGACGCAGGGCAGCGCCCAACGGGAGGAAACCAUCCGACUCAAACAGGAAGUCCAGCUGCUUCGCCAGGAUCUGGCCUUGUCAGGGGAGGGCGACAGCUGGAAAGACGAACUUCUAGAACUGGCUCGCUCCAAACAGGACCGCGCCGUGUCAGAGCUGCAGUGCCUGCGACAGGUGUAUGAAAGUCAGAGGAAUGAACUUCAACUCCUGCACGUCAACCUUGAAAGCGCCCGAGUGGCGGUGAGGAAGGACCAUCAUGGCAGCCAAGACCUCUCCUCUGAAUCCCUGCGAGGGAAGACGUCGCCACAACCCGACCACCUCUCUUCGCCUGGAAGAGUCCACUCGGGCGUCCUUGCCUCACUCUUGACACACAGCGGCGGGGACGUGUUGUCCGACUCACUGCUACAACAGCUUCUGGAUCACUCCCCAGGAUCUGGGGCCCCCUCAAGGCCAUUGGAGACCUCCUCCUACAGCCAUAAUUGUCAGACGGACCACCACCACCACCACGUCUACACUCCCCCCGCCCAGAGUGCUGAAGCUCCACCCAAAGAGAGCUGCCGUUCAGCCCGGCAGGGGGGAGGGCAGGCUGGGCAAGACUCCCUGACAUUUGAAGACUAAAUAU
Molecule: messenger RNA, 1665 nt
Organism: Phycodurus eques (leafy seadragon)
Lineage: Eukaryota; Metazoa; Chordata; Actinopteri; Syngnathiformes; Syngnathidae
Gene: ccdc62
Product: coiled-coil domain containing 62
Exons: 13
Coding region: 252-1661 (469 amino acids)
Source: RefSeq, a predicted model, not a curated record